CAAAUGAAGGCUCUUGCUUUGUUAUUAGGACACAAUCCCCAAACCACGUUUAAAAAGAAUCACUUCAUGCAAACCCCAUAAGCUAUCCUUUCCUCAUCUCCAUCUUCCAAAUAAAUAACCUUCCACCUUCAUAAUUUUCCUAUCAUCAUCAUAAAUUCAUAAUCAUGUCUUUGAGUCCUCCAAGAGAAAGAAUCAACGGCCAACGUAGAAACUUCCAACUCUACUGGUGCUUCCAAUGCAACCGCACCGUCCGUGUCGCACCAUAUAACACCUCCGAAUUAAUAUGUCCACGCUGCUUCGGUCAAUUCAUAUGUGAAAUCAACAUACCAAGACCACGACUAGUGGUUGACUUCACCGCACACGAUCCUUCCCCAGAAGCGCGUUUGUUAGAAGCACUUUCCCUAAUGCUCGAUCCACCCAUCCGUCGCUUUAACACUGAAACCCAAACAGGACGCCCACGUCGUGGGCGUCCCACACAACAAGUUCCUGUACACCGUCACACAGGAGAUCAUCACCAUCCUACACAAACACAACCCGAACCCGAACCCGAAAUCCAACAUCGUCCACGUACAUGGGUAAUUCUUCAACCAAUUGAUCCAUCAAAUUCAAACACGUUCCAACCGGUGAUUACACGUGGACGACAAGGACCGAUUCCACGUGGCAUUGAUGCUAGAGAUUACUUUUUUGGUCCGGGAUUUAACGAACUAAUAGAUCAGAUAACAGAAAACGACCGGCAAGGACCACCACCGGUGCCAGAAAGAGGUAUAAACGCGAUUCCGACGGUGAAAAUCGAAAGCAAAAAUCUGAAAGAGAAUUCGCAUUGUCCUGUUUGUCAAGAAGAGUUUGAAAUCGGCGGUGAAGCGAGGGAACUUCAGUGUAAACAUAUAUAUCAUUCUGAUUGUAUUGUUCCAUGGCUUAGACUUCAUAAUUCUUGUCCAAUUUGCCGUCAAGAGAUUACUGUUUCUUCUGAUGAAGAUGAGUGUGGUGAAGGUGAUGGUGAAGGUAGGUUACGCAGGUGUUUGAGGUGGACUCGUCUUUCUUCUCUUUGGCCUUUUCAAGGAAGGUAUCGGAGAGUUCAUCCUCAAAGAGAUAAUGGUUCUGCUUCUUCUUCAACAAUAAGGGAUUCUAAUCCAAGGCGGCACUCUUGUUGCAUUCUUUAAUCCCUCCAAUGAUUUACUUCAUCUUGAAGCUCAGUGUUGUUGAUUAGGAUUUGCAGCAGACAAGUUGUCGUAGUUACAAGAAUGCAUUUUGCAGGAGUAAAAUGAUCUUGCCUUUUCGAGUUCCAAUCAAGUUAAGAAUCAACUACAUCCUCAAAAGCUUCCAAUGAAGUUAGAGUUAGACAUCCCUGUAAAACAAUUGUUUGUUGUUGUAAAUAAUGUUUCUCAUUAAUUUCAUAGAGACACCAUUUAUUUGUUUACCUAACUACAGGGAUAUCUAAAAAUGCUUAUUGUUUAACAAACACAAGGAAUGGUGUGAGUGUACAUGU
This is a messenger RNA of Trifolium pratense (red clover), 1486 nucleotides long. Its product is annotated as probable E3 ubiquitin-protein ligase RHC1A. Gene Ontology annotation, molecular function: ubiquitin protein ligase activity. The record is from RefSeq and is a predicted model, not a curated record. Lineage: Eukaryota; Viridiplantae; Streptophyta; Magnoliopsida; Fabales; Fabaceae. The coding region runs from base 165 to 1160 and encodes 331 amino acids. The transcript has 3 exons.